CUUCCUUUGGUGCUUUGUUGCCGGCUCCUUUCUCCUUUUCUAUAAAGUGUAACACCAGAUACACAGUUUCGUUGCUUAGUAGCUUGUCGAACAGUAGAGUAAUUUGUACUAAUACUAGUAAGGAAAACUAAAACAAUAAUAAUAGCCAAACAUGCCAGUCGAACUUUUAAUGAGACCUAUUAUGAGACCAUUGGUUCUCGUCAAGUCUAUCUUGAUCUCUCCACAUCGUCGUUCUUCUCGUUAUAUCCCACACUACAUCGACUUGGACGAAUCGAAGUGUUCGGAAUAUGCAUAUAGAAAGAGGUUCGGAACUGGAUCCAAAAUUUGGGACGUCUAUGACACCAAAACUGAAGGCUCAGGCCCAGCCGGACCAACCUCCCAGAAUGAAUCGCUAUUCUGGUUUAGUAGAUCGAGGGCAGUAAAGGGUGCCUAUAAGAUGUACUCUGCCCAGAUUAGACACACAGGUCCAAAGGGUGAAGAUGAACCAGUGGCAACAUGCAGAGCUGGCUUGAGAUCAAAUGUUUUGUUGAUAAGAGCACCUCAAGCACCAGUUGCGGAAUUGGGCUGGCAUCCAAUCAGCCAUAAAGUCGAUGCGCUUGGUUCGUACAGAAUGUUUACCCUUGCCGAUGGUAAUACUUACCAGUGGACUACAGAAGGAAAGUUUUUAGAGAAAGUCAAAAACGUUGGUGAAAAAGAGUCCGAAGUCAGAGAGAGAGUUGCAAGAGUUGCCCCUGCAGGUAGUGUAGGUUUCAACUUGAUUGUCGAUGACACAAAAAUUCCAAGAGAAAUUGCUCUUUGCUCAGCCCUUAUUUCAUGGGUCGACCAAUGGAACACAAAUCUCUCGUUGGGAGGAAUCUACUAUGCUAGGCAACCCUUCCAUGCUAGAUGGAAAAGAGACUGAUUUUUUGUUCUGCUGCUCUUCCGGCCUUUGUACUGCUAUAGCAGUAUCUUUAGCAUUUAGCUUUCCCCAUUUCCUUUUCAAUGCUUUCUCAAAUAUAAACUCCUUUUUAUAUUAAUGAAUACAACCCCUCCCCCCAAUGCCUCCCCCUUGGGAACAAAGCAUCGUGAGCGAGAUGCAAGAAAAGUGACGUUAGACUGUUGAAGGUGAGUAACUCUCAAUACUGGCAAUUUUUUUUACAGCCACACCCAACUGACGGUAACUGUUAUCUUCGAUUUUUGAAGUCCGGUUUGCAAAUUCAU
Molecule: messenger RNA, 1200 nt
Organism: Pichia membranifaciens NRRL Y-2026
Lineage: Eukaryota; Fungi; Ascomycota; Pichiomycetes; Pichiales; Pichiaceae
Exons: 1
Coding region: 152-901 (249 amino acids)
Source: RefSeq, a predicted model, not a curated record